This is a messenger RNA of Castor canadensis (American beaver), 1158 nucleotides long. Lineage: Eukaryota; Metazoa; Chordata; Mammalia; Rodentia; Castoridae. The record is from RefSeq and is a predicted model, not a curated record.
CUAAGGCUUGGGAGGAGGCUAGUUAUGGCAUAUUGUUUUCUGCAACUGGCCAUUGUUGAAACCGGCGCAGCCUUUUCUCCCACUUUCCUUGUUUACUGCUUGCUUCGCUUCCUGGCUGGAUUGUCUACCACUGCCAUAAUGACAAAUAGUACUAUACUCAUUAUAGAAUGGACAAAGCCCAAAUUCCAAGUCAUGGGAGUAACACUAUCAAGAUUUGCUUCUGGUUUUGGACAGAUAUUAUUGGGAGGCCUGGCUUUUGUUAUUCGAGAUUGGUGCACUCUCCAGUUGGUGUUUUCUAUUCCAGUAUUUUUCUUACUUGUACUCACAAGGUGGCUAUCAGAGUCAGCUAGGUGGCUGAUUAUCACCAAUAAGCCCCAAAAAGGCUUAAAGGAACUUAGAAGAGCUGCACACAUGAAUGGAAUGAAAAAUUCUGGAGUCACCCUAACUGUGGAGUUUGUGACAUCCACGAUGAAGGAGGAGCUGGAGGCAGCACAAACAAAACCUUCCCUGGCUGCCUUGUUCCGCAACCCCCAUCUGCGUAAGCGAAUGUUCCUUCUUUGCUUUGUGAGAUUUUCAACAUGGAUGUCCACUUUCGGACUGAUUCUCCACCUCCAGUACCUUGAGAUGAAUAUUUUCCUGUUGCACGGUCUCUUAGGUGUACUAUCCCUCCCAGCCAAUUAUGUGGCACUUUUUGCUAUGAAUUGGCUGGGUCGUCGAAAAGGUCAACUGCUUUUUAUGUCUCUGGUGGGAAUCUCCAUUUUUGCAAUCAUAUUUGUGCCGCAAGAAAUGCAGACCCUGCGUAUGGUUUUGACAGUUUUGGGAGGAGGACUUCCUUGUGCUGCUGCUACCACUUCUCUUUGCCAUGCAAAUGAACUACUUCCCACUGUAAUCAGGGCAACAGCUUUAGGAAUCAUUGGAAUUGCUGGUAGUAUUGGGGGAGCUCUGGCUCCCCUGUUGAUGACCCUCACAACAUAUUCUGAACCCUUACCCUGGAUCAUCUAUGGAGUUUUUGCCAUCCUCUCUGGCCUUGUUGUCCUUCUCCUUCCUGAAACCAGGAAUGAGCCUCUGCCUGACUCCAUCCAAGAUAUAGAAAAGGAGGAUAAAGGCUCAAGACAAGCAAAGCAGGAAGAUACCUUCAUCAAAGUGACACAGUUUUAA